Gloeophyllum trabeum ATCC 11539 is the source of this 369-nucleotide messenger RNA. Its product is annotated as Homeodomain-like protein. The transcript is spliced from 2 exons. NCBI's taxonomy places the organism in Eukaryota, Fungi, Basidiomycota, Agaricomycetes, Gloeophyllales, Gloeophyllaceae. The coding region runs from base 1 to 369 and encodes 122 amino acids. The record is from RefSeq and is a predicted model, not a curated record.
AUGGGGAACCGUCGCUAUAUACCACCUGAGCAAAAGCAGCUCGUAAUCACCAUGUCUAUGUCCAUGAAACCGAGGGAGAUAGCAGAAGUGACGAAGAUGGGAAGAUCGACCGUGAGCCGUAUACUAGCCCUCUGGCGCGAUACCGGAGAGGUCGAACGCAAACCGCCAGAUCUGGGACGACCAAGAGCACUGACCUCUGUGGAAGAAAUGUACCUCGAAAGUCUCAUCGAGCGAAGACCAGACACAUACCUGUCGGAACUGCAGGACUCCCUCCUAGAUGCAUGUGGCAUUUCGGUAGAUCAGCGAACAAUAUCGCGGACUCUCAAACGGAGGGGGUUCACUAGAAAGGUGGUACGUUCGCCGAGCUAA